AUGUGCAGGCUAACGGCAUACUUCGGCCACAGUACACUUGCUGCAGAUGUGGUGACGCGACCCACGAGGAGCGUCAUCAGACAAUCCUUUGACGCGAGGGAGCGACUGGGAGGGUCUGGGGGACAGGUGUACGACCUCGGCAACCUCAAUGCCGAUGGGUUCGGGCUGGGAUGGUACUCCCAGGACGACUCCGAGGACGUGACCCCCUGCGUGUUCACUGAGGUCGGACCAGCAUGGCACAACCGCAACCUCCACCGUCUCGCUUGCAAGGUCCGCUCCUCCGUCAUCUUCGCCCACGUGCGCGCGGCCGGUCCCGGCAUGGGGGUGUGCCAUUGCUCCUGCCAUCCCUUCGAGUACGGGCGGUUCCUCUUCAUGCACAACGGGCAGGUCGCAGGGUUCAAGAAGAUCCGGAGGGAGCUCAUGGACACGCUGAGCCAGUGCGCGUAUGACUUCUGCAUCGCCAACAGCGCCUCCGACUCCGCCCUUGCGUUCGCACUCUUUAUCGAUCAGUUGGACGACCCGCACGCCGCCAUCUCCCCUCAGCACAUGAAGAUGAAGCUGACCAAGGUGAUCCAAUCCCUCAGCGAUGCUCUGGAGAGGCACAACGUCAACGAAACCUCCCUCCUCAACUUCGUGGUGACGGAUGGUAACUCGCUGGCAGCGACGCGCUACGUGAUCAACCGGACCAAGAAUGUGCCUGCGGCCUCUCUCUACUUCUCCUCCGGCACGAGCUUCGAGCCUUCCCUGACUCCUGCAGAAGCUCCCGACAUGCCGGAGGGGAAGAAGUGCCCUGCGGUGAUGCAAGAGCCGUUGAGGGAGUACAGGAUGGUGCACGAGGACCGAAGGGAUGAUGUUGUCAUCAUCACCUCCGAGCCCUUGACCAACGUGCGAGCCGAUUGGAUCCCCGUGCCCAAGAAUCACAUCGUCCUCGUCACG
Messenger RNA from Guillardia theta CCMP2712, 936 nucleotides. RefSeq lists its product as hypothetical. Lineage: Eukaryota; Cryptophyceae; Pyrenomonadales; Geminigeraceae. The record is from RefSeq and is a predicted model, not a curated record. The transcript has a single exon. The annotation marks the transcript as partial.